Messenger RNA from Grus americana (Whooping crane), 5528 nucleotides. RefSeq names its product G protein regulated inducer of neurite outgrowth 2 (gene GPRIN2). Bases 2909 to 4696 code for a protein of 595 amino acids. The record is from RefSeq and is a predicted model, not a curated record. Gene Ontology annotation, cellular component: plasma membrane. Gene Ontology annotation, biological process: neuron projection development. NCBI's taxonomy places the organism in Eukaryota, Metazoa, Chordata, Aves, Gruiformes, Gruidae. The transcript has 3 exons.
GUAUGCAGUUAUUCCAAUGAGAACAAAUAAAAGGAUCCCUCCUAUUACACCUCCAGCUACAGCAACUGCUUGUUCUGUUCAAACAUGGAAGCACAUGAAGCAUCAUAGGAGGAUCAAAGUUAUGUAUGUUUUAGGGGUAGAUGGGAAUAUUAAAGCUGACAAAUUUAUUUGAUUUACAUUCCAAAAUGAUUUUUAAAUGAAACAUUCUGCUCACAUGCACAUUUGUCUUUGGUUUAUAGCAUGAUGCAAACCUGAAGAUGUAUGACAUUGGCAAUGAGAGAUUAGAAAGUGUUCAGAUAUGCUGGCAUUGAUGGCAAUGUAAGACUGUAGACAGAAAAAAACCCAAGAAGUUGUUUGGACUUUUAUUUUUACAUUAGCAUAAACAUUUACCUUAGCAUGGCAGAUGUGCUAAAGCUUUCAUAACAGAAGAAAAAGAAAACCUGGGAGCACCUAAUAUGAAAGGUACCAUUAUUUUGGUUUGUUCUUCCAACUAUUCACCUAUGUUGAAUUGAGACUAGAUCCUGGCACAAGGAACAAAGCAAAGCUCUGGGUUGUUUUCUUUCUAAGGAUUCAUGUGCUUCCUGAUCUGUAAAGUCCAACUUAAGUAACCAUUAAACACUGUUUCCUGAAUCUUGAUUACUUCAGAUAAAACCAAAUCUUGUGUAACUUGGGUUUUGUUUUUUUCACUCUAAUAAAAUAGAAAAUUUAAUACAUGCCUCUAAUAUAUGAGGCAUUCUAUUAAAAGAAUUUCUCACUAGAGCAAGGGUUGGCAAUUGGUAAUGUGCUCAGUUCAUUUUUUUUCUCAUGUUAGCUGAGUAUGCUAGAAUAAAAGGCUGGAAAGACCACUUUUGCACUGUACCUUAUACCCAGCCUGUCUUGGCAUACUGCUAAACCAGUACUGGUGUGUCAAGACAUGACUACGUCUCAACUGAGAAUUGAUCCUACCAGAAUAUCCUCUAUCUGAAAAUGAGCCUCAAGCUGCAGAAUUAUAUUCCGCUCUGCAGCCAUGGGAGGCAGCUUGGGGUCAGCCGAGUACUGUGUACUGCCAGUUCUCGGGCUCUCCCCUGAAAUUGAAGCAACCAAGCAACCUGGUGUUCUCCCACAACUGGUACUGGCCUUUUUUCCUCUUCCCUGCUUUUAGGUAGGGAUAACUGUGAUCAUGCUUUAUUCCUUUCUCCUUUUUAUCUGUCUGUACUUGGUAGAUACCUUGCACUUAGCCACCUCUGUAUGAUGGUAUAAGUAAAUAAAGACAAUGCAAGCACAAAAUACUCAGUCAACACUAGUAGUAGUUUUGAAUAAGAAUUCAAAACUAAUUUGAUACAGUUUAUUGAUUAGAUCUAAAAGAGUAUAGGAAGUGAGUUGCAAAUACAUGUAUUACUGAUGUUUUUCACUGUUGCCAUGUUGCAAUAAGUGAUAUGAAAUGUCAUUCAGCUACAGAACACUUAUGUAAAUACCUUGUGCUGUAAAAUUAACCUGGCCAUAGUGUCUCAAAGGCCUUUAUCUGACCCUAUCUCAUUUUUCUUGCCUUUGGUACAGUCAUAGGAGCCAACUUAUUUUUGCAGCUCCCCUCCAGGUGUGUUGCCUUAGCGCUCUGCAGGAACUGGCUGGCUGCUUCCCCAUGAGUCAUAUAACACUCACAUCUCCCACAAGCAACCACCCUGCUCAUGGCUAUACCACAGCAACAGGCACUUUGCUGUCUUUGCAACUGGUAGGUGGGCUGAAUAUGUUUCAGCAUUUAGCCGGGCUAUUCGUACAAUAGUAUUAGUACAAGACUUAUUCUGAGGAACAGAAAAUGAGUACCUAUUUGGUAUGGCUUAAUAUUAAUACAGAGACAAGUCUGGUUGUGCUUCACUGAUAACUUUGUUUAUAAGAAUGCACAGUAUGAGGAAAUGUGUAACAAAUGCAGUCCUGAGCAUGGAAAUUCUCCAAGUUCAUCUCAGUUUUGUAGGGCAUGCUCAAGUAUGUCUUCAGUCAGAUUGCCAGGUCUGACAGAAAAAAAGCUUUAAUUUAAUGCCCAUGAACAUAAUAGAAAUUAAUGCUUUAGUUCAUACAGGUGUACUAUCAAUGAUACAAAUGUUUAUAUGGCUGGUGGUUUUACUGUUUGACAUAGGUAUCUUAAAGGUUAACAUUUCAAGCAAGCUCAGUGGGACUGUUUAACUUGUCCUCUCCAUUCCCAACUCUUUAAUGCUCUCAGCAGCAGUCCUGUGUUUUCCCCUAACCAGUUUGUCACCGUUUACCAUGAAGGACAGUAAGCUGGGGUCUGCUGUAAUGCAGUAUAUGGUACAGUAGCUGUGCACAGAUUUUGGAGUUAGAGAAUGAAUUUCCAGUCUCUUUGCUAAUGAGUUUAAUGUACUGAAUUUGUUCACUGCAGAAUGAUGUUAAGUAUUUAUGACCCACCCACUGCCAUUAGCUCAAAUUCUGCUUUUUGGGUUUUUUUUUUUGCACAGUGGUAGAUAUAAGGUAAAAUGUUAUCCAUUUCAGUAAGGAGAAUUUGGCUUGCUUUUAUUAUCUGAUUAGAUCAGCAACAGAUCAACAUUGCAUUGGUCACAAUCAACCAUUGAAAUACAUUGAAUCCAUUGUGUGCAAGGAGAAAAUGUGUGUAUCUUCUUAAAUAACUACCUCUCAUUAUGAGAAAUUGAUGUAUUGUAUUCUGUGGUGGUAUAGGAUCAUGGCAGCUGGAGAUGGAAGAGACCUGUUGGACCACUUCAUCUCCAGGUGGCCUGUGCUGGAGGACUGUCCACUGUUAAUAGGUGCUAGGCUUAUCCUAGCACAGAAGAAUGUUGAUGGUCAUCAUCUGUCUCUCUUGGGUGGAGGCUUUCUUCUUUCUUUGGCAAAGCUGAAACUGGUGCUGGAAAGGCAGAUGUGGUCACUGGAAGGAGAUGUGUAGAAAAGAUCUCUCUUCAUUGCCAUGUCAGCUGACAGCCACCAGCUCCACACUCAUUCCUACCACAAUGCACUAAGUUCUACUUGUCACGGUCUCUUGAAUGUCAACAGUCACCCCCUGUCAAAGAGCUCCUCAAGUCUGGCCUGUACUGGGCAAUCAAGUUUAGAGGAAAGGCAAAGCAACAAACAGGAGCUGAAGAAAAGCCACAGUAGCACCACCUGCCAUACCCUGGAAAACGAGAGUGAUGCCAGGAGUGUGCCGAGUCCUGGAUGGUCCUCGCAGCAUGGGGUGAUGGGACUUGGAUCAGUGGUCCAAACCAUAAGCGAUCAGUCAGCCGAUGACAAUUCACAGAGCAGAACUAAGACUACAAACCAUUGUCUUAUCACUGAACAGUCCCCAGCAUCUUGGGAAAUGGGGGACACUAAGAUGUGUGUAAAGAGCAGCACUGUUGAGAAUGUUUCUUCAGCCUGCAUUGUACACCAGCAAAGCAUGUGUGAAACUGCCCUUCAGAGAAGCCACUCAGACCUAACUUGCAGUUGCAAACAGCAGACUUACGUCACUCACAUAGAAACCAGUGCUACUCACUCCGGCCUAAGCUCUUCUAGCUGCAGGCAUGGUCCGCCAGUGGCUAGGAUGUCUUUCCAAACACAGAGAUAUGGAUCAGAAACAAAUGCAAAUGCAUCUCACUGUCAAAACCUUGUGACUCAUCUUCCAGUUCUACCUAGAGACCAAAAAGUACCCACAAAUAGCUUCGACAGUGGUCGUAUUCCACAUAAUACUACUGUUUACACAGAUCCUGGAACAUUUCACACUGCUGUUCUAGGACCCCACAUGCCUGGAAAUGGUUUCUCAAACAGGACAAUGUUCAGUCAAGCCACUGGGAUUAUGCAUGGCGGUUUGACUUACGGUAGUAUUCCAAACUCUGCAUACUCCCCCAUGGUGAUGACAGUUCAUAACAAUUCUGCAGGGCCCUAUAGUAUAAGGCAGGACCCUUGUAUGAAAGUGGAUGCUACUGUCCCCGCCUAUUGCCAUUCUUUGCCCAUACCAUCUAUACAACUUGUUCCGCGGUUGGUAUGCUCGGUUAGCGAGUCAGGAAAAGAGCAGGCAGCACCCGGCUAUUUUCAUUCCUUUUCUACUUCAGACAUUCUGACAUAUCCUAAGCUGGUAUCUUCAGUAAGUGAAUCGGGCCUGGAUGCCAAGAGAGUCCUGAAGUGCUGUAGCAUUCCGGGAGAACAACUGCAACAUACUCACCACUGUGCUCAGCAGGAGAAAGGUCCUCCAGAAACAAAGGCUGCCUGUGUUGCCUUUAGCAGCCAGCAAGGUGCAGACAUGGUAAUGACAACUAAGGAUAUGUGGACUAUGACCUCUAUGAAUGAUUUAACCAAAGGACUGAAACCAGCUCUUGAGCGUAGAGAUGCUGAGGUACAAACUCUUCCAACCAUGGAAUGCAAAUCUGUGGCAACAAGCCCAGCAGCUGCAGCAGAAGACCACCCACAUGUGUUCCCAGAGGUGAACCUGGAGCAAGACUUGGAGGCACCGAAAUCUCCAGUACGUGAAGUGAGAUGGGAUGAUGAAGGAAUGACAUGGGAAGUGUAUGGGGCAUCUGUGGAUCCAGAAGUCCUUGGGUUAGCCAUUCAAAAACAUCUGGAAAUUCAAAUAGAACAAUUCCAGACAGACCCUGCUCAGCUGGCUGAGAAAAGUAAUGAGGAGCCAUCUUCCGAUAAAAUGGGGAAAAAAAGGCCAUUCAGAACAAUGAUGCAUUCUCUGAGAUAUCCGAGCUGCUGUACUCGUUCCAGUACUGCAGUGGAGUGAGUGCAGCUGUAGGACAGCUGUGUUGCUCUUAAAUUGUAAAUAAAUGCAGAUUCUUACGUGUUAACACAGUACAUGUGGACAAUCCACUUCAGGAUAAGAGGGAGAAGUUCAAAUACAUAUCAAAGCAAGGAAAAACCCGUGGCUGGGCUGUGUAACAGGACAUAAGGUUGUACCUACAUCAUGCCAUCUGAAUGGACUUGACUGUAUUUAAUGUAGCACUGUUUUAUUCUUCUGUGUUAGUUUAAAAUCAUAUUGUAAGGAAUGAGACUUCUAAACGAUGUGUCUUUUUAAAAUAAUGAUUUUUUUUCUGUAUUUUAAUAAUUUAGGGUUAGAAAACUAAGUUAGAAAAUGAUGCUUUAAUCAAAGUUCUUAUCUUUCAAUCCACUCCCUUAAAUUGCUUGGGAGCUACUUUGCUGUUAAUUUAUAAUAAUGCUGACUAUAAGCCCACUUUACCUGUAGACAAAAUGACAAACUAGUGUAAUGCUAUAUGACAAAGAAUUGUAAUUUUUGCUACAUAACUUGUGAAGUAAUUUUGAUAUUGCUAGUCUGAACUCUUCCCUUUGCAAGCUGAUGUACAGUUGGAGGAUGCUCCUGCAACUUUCAAAUUAGUUUGUAGUUAUGAUGAAUUACAUUCUAAAUAUCCAGAACUGAUGUUUACCGAGUGAUUGACACAAAUGUACAGUAUUACCAAAGAUGACUCGUAAUGUGAAUUACUUACUGAAUGCUUGGUUUAGAGACAUGAAACAAAAGCUGUUCAGAUUAGCUUGUCACGGUAUCAUACCCUACAAAUCAUAAGCAGUUUUGCUUUGCUUAUAUUAAAAGUAAUUUCCAG